Fonsecaea multimorphosa CBS 102226 is the source of this 3624-nucleotide messenger RNA. RefSeq lists its product as uncharacterized. Lineage: Eukaryota; Fungi; Ascomycota; Eurotiomycetes; Chaetothyriales; Herpotrichiellaceae. Gene Ontology annotation, molecular function: ATPase-coupled monoatomic cation transmembrane transporter activity; ATP hydrolysis activity; ATP binding. The record is from RefSeq and is a predicted model, not a curated record. Gene Ontology annotation, biological process: monoatomic cation transport. The coding region runs from base 1 to 3624 and encodes 1207 amino acids. The transcript has a single exon. Gene Ontology annotation, cellular component: membrane.
AUGUGCCAACAACAAUCUGCCGACCAUUCCGCGAAGACGGGCAAAGAUAAUGACUGUGGAGAAGAAGCCUGCUGCGCUCAGCAAACCGACGACAGUGACGAUGCCCAGAUUCACAACUUGAAGUUUGAUGCAGAUACCUGCUGUGGUGAUGGCGAAAAAGGCCUUGAAGUCGGAGGCUGCUGUGGGAAGGAAUCCCGCGGUGAAAUCGAGAAGAGUGAGCCAGAAGAAGACCAUUGCGUUGAGGGCUGUUGCAGUGACGCUAAAGAGACUGAGUUGGGGGAAGACGACUGCCAGAUAGGUUGCUGUGGUGAAGUCAAGCAGACCGAGCUCAAAGGUGGUUGUCAAACCGAAUGCUGCGAUGAUGCUGUAAAGGUUCAAGUUGAAGAUGACAACUGCCAGAAGGCUUGCUGUGGUGAAGCCAACAAAACCGAGACUCAGGCAGACGACUUUCAGCGGGGAUGUUGUGGUGAAGCCAAAAACCCCGAGAGCGAGGAAGACGACUGUCAGCAGGGAUGUUGUGGUGGGAAAAAGUCUGAUAUCACAGGUGAUGUAUGCCAGGAUGCUUACUGUGGCCAAACCCUCGCACCACACAAGGAACCUUGUAAGGAGGAGAGUGGCAAGUCCAAGGGCAAUAUGAGUUGCCGUGCUGCUGCAGGCCAUAGCGACUCAAAGAAGAAAUCCGGAUGUGUCAAGGAAGUCAAUGUAUCAUGCCGCGAGAGGGAAACAUGUCAGAGUGUCGAUAGCAGCACCAGCAGAAUCUCAAACAUCACGGACGAGCUCGAGACAUGUUCUGCACACCUUGAGGCUGCUAUACGCAAAUUUACCGCCUUCAUUGAGGCUGGGAUUUGCAUCUGCAGGGGUAUCAUGCCGCGCGAAGAUAUCUGCUGCAAUGCAAAGAAACGUGACGCCAUUUCCGGACCUCGACUUCGGAGAAAAGAGGGGGAAUUAUCAAAGGGGACCUCUUCUGCGGUAUUCAUAUCCAGCCAUGAAUACCUGCGUCAUGAGAAACGAAAACCCACUUUCAGUUGCCAAAGGAAGAUCUCUGGAACCGAUUUACCCUCUGCUCAACACGAGGUUUACGAUAAAGCGUCUGUUUCGCGGGCGACUGUGAAACAGCCCAAGUUUUCAACCAAGGCAAUAUCGAGCGUCGUUAAAGUCCAGGCCAAAGGUACUGAUGAGGAACAACCUGCCGUGCAUGAGCAUGUCACCUUUACAAUUACUGGCAUGACUUGCACGGGCUGUGUCAAGAAGAUUAUUGGUGUGUUCAAUCAUGUAUCCGGCGUCUCCAAUGUCAACGUCAACUAUGUGGCAGGCAAGGCCGAGUGUGAUGUGGAUCUGAGAGUCAUCGCUGCUGAUCAAGCAUUAAGCAAACUCGAACGCGAAACAGGAUUCAAAUGUACCCGGACUUUUUCCACAAUUCUAGCGCUCGAUGAGCUCAUGACGAAAGAAGAUGCGCAGCGAUUAGAGGAGGCAAAUCUUGCUGGUAUCAGAUCCGUCGACUGCGUUGGGAAAGGGCUAUAUGAAAUCUCUUUCGAUCCGGCAAUCAUUGGAGCCCGCACAAUUCUAUCGAGCACCAACGGCCGACUGGCUCCACCACGAAAAGACAAAACACUCGCCAGCGGCCAGAAAGCUUUGUUUCUCAAACUUUUCAGCUUUAUCGCAGCGGCAAUCAUGACAAUCCCAGUCGUCGUGCUCGCAUGGGCAAAUACGCCAGUCUCGUAUAAUACCAAGUCUAUCAUCUCCCUGAUCCUGGCCACUGGAGUGCAGCUGGUUGCGGUUCCUGAGUUCUAUAUUCCAGCAUUGAAGGCUCUAAUCUUUAGCAGGUCAAUUGAAAUGGAUAUGUUGGUUGUCAUCAGCGUCUCAGCAGCUUACUUAUACUCUGUUGUCGCCUUCGGCCUGACCCACGCGGGUUAUCUCUUGGAAGAGGGUGAAUUCUUCGAAACAAGCACUCUUUUGAUCACACUCGUGCUUCUUGGUCGGCUGGUCUCAACUUUUGCCAAACUACGAGCGGUGAGCGCAGUUUCGCUACGGUCGCUCCAAGCUGAGACUGCAUAUCUUGAGCAGGGUGAUCCCGACCCAGUGGAAAUCGAUGCGCGACUACUCGAGUACGACGAUGUGAUUAGGAUCCCACCUCAUUCACGUAUUGUGACUGACGGUCUAGUCAUUCAGGGGUCCAGCGCUGUGGACGAGUCCAUGCUGACCGGUGAGACCACUCCGGUUUCUAAAACUGAGGGGAGUGUCGUCAUUGCUGGCACAAUCAAUGACACUGGUCCGCUCCGUGUUCGCACGACACGCUUACCAGGACAAAACAGCAUCAGCGAUAUCACAGACCUCGUCUCAGAUGCUCUUGGCACGAAACCCAAGCUUCAAGAUCUCGCCGAUAUGAUUGCAGGAUAUUUCGUUCCUGUCGUCGUCGCGAUAGCUCUGGUUGUCUUGAUUAUCUGGCUUAUUGUUGCCGUCAGAGUUCGACAUGAACAUGCUGGUGGUACUAUUGGUACAGCUAUCACCUAUGCUAUUGCAGUUCUUGCCAUCAGUUGUCCCUGCGCGUUGGGAUUGGCCGUCCCAAUGGUCCUAGUCGUUGCGGGAGGAGUUGCUGCCAAGAACGGCAUCAUCAUCAAGUCCGCUGGUGCCACCGAAAGAGGUUUCAAAGUUACCGAUGUGAUAUUUGAUAAGACCGGGACUCUAACCUUAGGCGACCUCCAAGUGAUUCAUGAGGAAGUCCGAUCGAAUCAUGUACUGCGGCUUGACGUUUUGGGACUUGCCUACUCACUUGUUCAGGACAACGAGCAUCCAGUCCCCAGGGCUCUCGCAGCGCACCUUCGUGGUAAACACAUUUCUCAUGUCAAGCUGAAAAAUGUCGAGUCAAUGCCUGGUUGUGGAAUCACAGCGACUUGGAACGGUCAGGUUGUAAGGGCUGGGAAUUCGAGCUGGCUAAAUGUGCCCACCCAUCCGGACGUGACCAACAUACAAUCGCAAGGCCUUACAGUUUUCUGCAUCACCCUCAAUAAUGACCUUGUCGGCACAUUCGGCUUGCAAGCAACGACCAGACCCGAAGCCCAUUUUACAAUUGGCCGCCUCCAAGCCCGGGGAAUCAAAUGCCACAUUGUCUCUGGCGAUAAUGCUGCUGCUGUGAAAGCUCUUGCCCAGUCACUGCAGAUUCCGGAGGUUAAUGUCGCUGCUCAGAAAAAGCCCGAAGAAAAGCUUGCAUAUAUCAAAGCGCUCCAAGCGUCCACCGGUGAUUCGAAUAAGAACCGCAAAGUCUUAUUCGUUGGUGACGGAACAAAUGACGCCGCGGCGAUCGCACAGGCUGACCUUGGACUGCAAAUUGGCGACGCUUCGGACAUAUCUCGAGCUGCAGCAGACGUUGUUCUCCUGGGUGGACUCGACGGUAUAAUCACGCUGCUUGAGGUUUCCAGGGCUGCAUUCAUACGCAUUACAUUCAAUUUCGUCUGGAGUGGCGUGUACAACGUGUUGGCUAUUUUACUGGCAUCAGGCGCGUUUGUCAGGUUCCGUGUCCCUCCGGCCUAUGCGGGAUUGGGAGAGAUUGUCAGUGUCCUACCUGUCAUCGCUGUGGGCUUCAGCAUGACUCUGAUAAAAUUUGGCAAGACCAAUGCGGCUCAUUGA